Mesorhabditis belari is the source of this 315-nucleotide messenger RNA. Lineage: Eukaryota; Metazoa; Nematoda; Chromadorea; Rhabditida; Rhabditidae. The record is from the annotation of a GenBank genome assembly.
AUGAGUGAACGGAUUCGCGGAAUGAGAGAUCGUCGAGAAAAUGAGCUGAACGGCUUCCUCGAGGAGGAACGGGAACAUUUACGAGUCUACAACGACGAGCAAGGAAACAACUUGAAUGAUGGUCAACCGGCGAACUUAAUUGAUAGUCAACCGGAGAAUUUGCAUGAUGGUCAACCGGGAAACUUGCAUGAUGGUCAACCGGAGAAAGUGGAGAAGCGAACGACGAGAAUGAGAACGCGAAAACGCAAAGCAUACCCGAGAGCAAAGCCUACUUUGCUAAAUGUUGCUAAGCCUAAAUGUUCGGGUGCACAAAAA